Molecule: messenger RNA, 459 nt
Organism: Torulaspora globosa
Lineage: Eukaryota; Fungi; Ascomycota; Saccharomycetes; Saccharomycetales; Saccharomycetaceae
Exons: 1
Coding region: 1-459 (152 amino acids)
Source: RefSeq, a predicted model, not a curated record
AUGGUUUCAGAUAAUUACCCACUGGUACAUCAAACCAAAUCGAGCGAACUUUCUGCUAAUAUGCAAUCUUUGCAGUGGUCAAUACUAUCAAAAGCUAUAGAGUUCUUCUGCUUCUGGUUUAUCGUUAUAAUUAUCGUAUAUGGUUUCGCUACUGCAGUGCUAUUGUAUUCGCGAAAUGAAGAAGCCAUUCGGCGAAUUAAAGAAUCAAUGGACAGUGGAAGUAAUGCUGUUAAUAGUUCGAAUCAGCAUACUUUAUGCGACGGAGAAUUAUAUCCAACCAUUCGUCUAUCGGGAGGUCAUGAAUGCCAUUAUCUGAUGAAAGUCGACCAUAAUAGCUUGACGGCUCAGCAAACAGAACUGCGUCCAGCCAAAAUAGCAUACGCAGUCGAAGAGCAGCUUUCUAUGCGGCCUGGAAAGCGCAGCGACAUUGUGGAAGACGCCCCGGACAUCUCAAAUUGA